This is a messenger RNA of Asparagus officinalis (garden asparagus), 1221 nucleotides long. Its product is annotated as ABC transporter I family member 11, chloroplastic. The transcript has 10 exons. The record is from RefSeq and is a predicted model, not a curated record. Gene Ontology annotation, biological process: transmembrane transport. NCBI's taxonomy places the organism in Eukaryota, Viridiplantae, Streptophyta, Magnoliopsida, Asparagales, Asparagaceae. Bases 75 to 881 code for a protein of 268 amino acids. Gene Ontology annotation, cellular component: chloroplast envelope; membrane. Gene Ontology annotation, molecular function: ATP binding; ATPase-coupled transmembrane transporter activity; ATP hydrolysis activity.
UAUUUACUGCUUUGCCCCUCUCUCUCUUUCCUCUCUACUCCACCCAAAACCAAAACCCAGGUCACUGAAGAAAAAUGGAGGCAACCUCCGUCGCUCUCUCUUUAUACCCACCAAAAUCACAGCGGCCCAAGUCAUUGAAGAGAUUUCGAGCGCUUAAGGUCUCAUGUGAUCAUUCUUCCAUCGAAUUUUGUUUCUUGAAGGUGAGGACUGUUAGUUAUCGACCUCCCGGAACUGAGCACAACCUUUUGAAUGAAGUUUGUUUCUCCCUUCCACAGAAAAGCUUUGGCUUGAUAUUUGGACGAAGUGGAAGUGGGAAAACUACUCUAUUACAGCUUCUUGCUGGGUUUUCAAAACCUACCUCAGGAUCAGUUUGUGUUCAGAAGUAUGGAAAUGAUGGAAAACCAAAUAGGUUGCCUGAAAUACUGACACCAGAAAAGGUUGGCAUUGUAUUCCAGUUUCCUGAGAGAUUUUUUCUUGCAGAUACUGUUAUUGAGGAAAUUACUUUUGGGUGGCCACGACAGAAAGCAGAUAAUGCAAUGAGGGAGCAACUCGGUUUGAGACUUCAAUAUGCAAUUAAUGCGGUUGGUUUAAAUACUAUCCCUUUAGAUGAAGACCCACAUUCUCUUAGCGGUGGCUUCAAGAGACGCCUUGCCUUGGCAAUUCAAUUGGUUAAUAAACCAGACCUCUUGCUAUUAGACGAGCCUCUAGCAGGCCUUGAUUGGAAAGCUCGUGCGGAUGUUGUGAAGUUGCUUAAGCACCUAAAGAAAGAGCUAACUUUACUUGUCGUCAGCCAUGAUCUCAGGGAACUGUCAGGUCUUGUAGAUGUAUCAUGGAGGAUGGAAAUGGGUGGAAGACUAAAGGAAGAGCCCCUACCGGUAUAAUAACAUUAGUUCUUCCUGCAUAUUUGUAAGGCAUAUGACAAUGUUUUCAUAAAUAACGGAGGUCAAGUUUUCCGCUGUUGGUGGAUACAUCCUAGAAGUAUUAAGGAUUGCAUGCCGUUGUUGCAGUUUAGAGAAGUAAAAUAAGGAUUCCAUAGAUGAUUCAUUGCUCAAGGGAACAAUGAUGAGCAUAUAGUUUGAUCUUUGAUUAUGUAUGUCAUUUUAUGUAAUUUUUUUAACAGUGUAUGCUUUCAAUAACUGUGCAGAUAAAAGGCAUAAUUCUCAAGCUUGCAGGGAUCUUUUGAGUGUCAAUACAUAAUUCGAAGGAAAUAGCAUUUACUUU